AUGUGCAUACUCGCCGCCGUGGCGCUCGGCUGCCUGUGCUGUGUCCUGUGGAUCGACCCUGGCACCGUCCACCGCAGCUCCUCGACCUGCCUACCUCUUCCGCCCGAGGUGGCGGCGAGGCUCGAAGGCGGAGGAGAAGACCUCGCCGGGCUCCGCAACCCCGUCGCCGGCCGUGACACCUACUGCGUCCGCUGCUGCGUCUGGCGGCGCGCCGGCGACGGCUCACCCCACCACCACUGCAGUGUGUGCCAGCGCUGCGUCUCUGGCUUCGACCACCACUGCGGCGUGCUCGGCCGCUGCAUCGCCGGCUCGGUCGUCCCGUGGCGCGGCAGCAUGCCCUACCUUCGCCCACAGGAAGCUUCCCGAGAGCAGCUUCCGAUCCGUUCGAGCCUACCUGUAGGCAACAUGCCCUACUUUCGACUCCUCCUCGGCACGCACUUUUGCGCGACUGCGGCCUCCGCCACCGCCGUCGCCGCCGCCGUCGGAGAUGGGCUGGGCUGGCCGGUGGCGAUGGCGGUCAGCGGCUGGCUCGCUCUCGCUCUGCUCGCAAACUGCGCGCCGCGCUGCUGCGGCCGGGGCGGCUGCCGCUGCGUGCCUCCCGUUAACGACUUCACCGCGGCAGACGCGCGCAGGGCGAUGGUCCAGCUGUCGUCGCCACCGCCGCUGCGUGUGGCGGUUGCGACGCGGGUUGCGGGCGACGUGGAGGCUGGCGUCGCCGCCGAGGACACGACGGCGACCCUUCUGACCGCCUCGCCCCUCACACCCUCAACCAAUCUCUCCUCGCCUCCUUCCUCGCCGCCGCCUCCCUCGCCGCCUCCCUCGCCGCCUCCCUCGCCUCCUCCUCCCUCGCCGCCUCCCUCGCCGCCUCCCUCGCCUCCUCCUCCCUCGCCGCCUCCCUCGCCGCCCAGUCUCGGCGUCGCACUCCUCGACGACCUCAAGCUGCGCGCGCGCUCUGCAGUGCGCGCCGCGUCAGCGGCCGCCGCCCGCGCCGGCCUCGCGGGCCAUGGCGGCGGGGGAGGCCUCGGGUCGGUGCGCUGGGAGGUGUGCCCCUCGCUGGAGGGGGCGGGGUGGGAGGCGGCCGCCGCAUCCUCGCUGCUGCAGAACGGGUUCGUGGUGCUCCGAGGGGGCGGGCAGCAGCUGCACGCCGCCUCUUCCGGCCAGGCAGGCGCGCAGACUGCCGCGUGCACCUUGGUGCCGCGAGACACUUGCGAGGCUUGCGCUGCGGCGGCGGAGGCGCGGCUCGCGUGCUUGCUCGCCCGAGCGCGCGGGAAGGGCAAGGCGGGGCUCGUCAACGCCUUCAUCCCGCUCGUGCCCGUCACGCGGCACAACGGGGCCACCGAGCUCCGCCCAGGCUCGCACCGCUUCAACGACCCGCGCACGGUGCCAGUGGCUCCCGAGCUCGCCGUCGGCGACGUUCUUCUCUUCGACUGGCUGCUGCUGCUGCACCGCACGCCGUGGCGACGCGAGAUCGCCCGAGAUCACCCGAGAUCGCCCGAGAGUAGGCUGCUGCUGCACCGCGGCCGUGGCAACGCGACGCCCUCGAGCCGGCCGGCGGCGUCUUCUCCGCACGCGUCCGCUGAGGAGGCUUCGGCCGAUCUCGAGCAAACCUCGAGCAGACUUCGGCCGGCUCUCGGCCAGCUCGAGGCGGCGAUGCGCGUGACCUUGUGGUCUUCCGUCGCUCUCGCCCUCGUCGCCGCCCUCACGCUGAGCGAGUCCGAGGGCGCCUGCAGAGCCCGCCUCGCCACCGCCUCUCUCCGCUGGGCUCUGCCGGUCGCGGCAGUCUUCGCCCUCCCCGCCCUCGCCCUCGAGCUGCAUCUGCGCUGCUCCGCCGGCAGCUACGUGCAGCUGAGCGUGGCGGGUGGCGCAUACCGCCCGCCGAUCGACCGCAAAUUCGCGAGACGCUGCAGCCGCACCAGAGCCGCCCUCGCCGCCGCCGCCGCCGCCGUCGCCGCGGCGGCGGCCUUGCUGGGCUACUCGGCGUGCUCGGUCGUGCCUCCCACCGCGCUGCUCGGCGUGCUGGCGCUCGUGCGAGCCUUCCCCGCCUUCUCCGCCCCGUGGUACUGGGCGGCGCACUACGCGUGCACGUUCGGCGGACGCGAGGAGUGGUUCUGCUCGGCCGAGGAGGCGGCGGCGCUCGCGUCCAAGCCCCUCCUCGACCAGCUGGAGCGCUUGGCGCGAGAAGAGGGGCCGCGGGAUUGCGGCGGCCGCGGCGGCGGCGGGCUGCCGCGCCGUCCGGCCGGCUCGCAGCUGAUGGUGGUGGACAAGGGCGCCCUUUCGGCCGUCGCCGUCGCCGGCGUCGCCGCGUGGCGCGUGCUGCUCGAGGGCGGACUCCUCGUCUCCUUCUCGCUCGGGCCGCCGACGGCGCCGCCCCCGUUCCGGCAGGCCGAGGCGCAGGGCGCAGCCUUCGAGGUCGGGCCGCCAGUCACAGUCGCCUCCUCAAAGGCGGGCGAGAGCGUGGUCUGCUACUUUGCGAGGAAGGUGGCCCGCGGCGGGCCGGCGGGGCGGGUGGAUUGCGGCUGGCCGGUGGUGUUGCUCGUGUGCUUUGCCCAUUCCGUGCCGGGCGUCCGUGCCGGGCUCAUGGGCGGCGUGGCGGGGGGCGUGCCGGGCGAGGCGGGGCGCUUUGCCUUGCCGCUGGUGGGCGACCACGCCCGCCAGGGGCAGUCGGGCUUGCCGCGGAUGCACUUGCCCGCCGUCCCGUCCUUGGCGCCUGGCGUUCCGCACUUGUGGCAGGCAAAGCGGCGCGAGCCGGGCGAGGCGGACCACGAGAAAGACUCUCCCCGCUUGAGCUUCGUGUGGAAGAGCUUCAUCGCGGACUUGGCCUUGCCGAGUCCGACGAAGGCGGUCUUGCGAAUCAUCGGCAGGCUCACCCGCCACUUGCGGUUCUUGCGGAUCGCGCGCACCUUGGCGGCAUAG
Molecule: messenger RNA, 2913 nt
Organism: Emiliania huxleyi CCMP1516
Lineage: Eukaryota; Haptophyta; Isochrysidales; Noelaerhabdaceae
Exons: 13
Coding region: 1-2913 (970 amino acids)
Biological process (GO): protein targeting to membrane; peptidyl-L-cysteine S-palmitoylation
Cellular component (GO): endoplasmic reticulum; Golgi apparatus
Molecular function (GO): protein-cysteine S-palmitoyltransferase activity
Source: RefSeq, a predicted model, not a curated record